AUGGCGAACGAAUCGUCGAACAAAUUUCUUACGCAAGAAGUAAGACGAAAUCGUUGCUCCAAUGAUACGACUAAUAAGCGUUUUAGGAUACCAAAUGAGAGGCUUCUCUCCGAGUUUGCCUUUCAAUAUCGGCAUCUGUUCGUAAAACGAUAUCGACCAUCAGCGAAGAUUGAGUCGUUCGGGCACGAAGGAAUCCAUACUCAAUCAAUUUCCAAGCGAUUGUUGGCAAUUAUUUGUUCGAUCGCGUCCCUUUUGCGCGUGGAAUGUAACAACCAUCGUAUGAUCGGCAGUUCAUUCUAUCUGCAUAUAAGCACGGAUGUACGAACAGGAUCUGGAAUGCACCAGCAACCUGUGCAUUAUGGUUUCAUCGCGUGGGGUGUAGGCAAGGACGUCAGGCACUUGUCGCUAGAAUUUGCUCGAGCCGAAGUCUCUAGACGUUAUGCAAAUUGCCUGAUGCUUUUAUUUUUCAUCGAGCUGAUUCACACCGAUUGCCGUUUCGAGAUCCACCUAGGACCAGACACGUCAUAG
Messenger RNA from Heterotrigona itama, 528 nucleotides. The record is from the annotation of a GenBank genome assembly. Lineage: Eukaryota; Metazoa; Arthropoda; Insecta; Hymenoptera; Apidae.